Molecule: messenger RNA, 1358 nt
Organism: Vicia villosa (hairy vetch)
Lineage: Eukaryota; Viridiplantae; Streptophyta; Magnoliopsida; Fabales; Fabaceae
Exons: 4
Coding region: 46-1134 (362 amino acids)
Biological process (GO): DNA replication, Okazaki fragment processing
Molecular function (GO): 5'-flap endonuclease activity; DNA binding
Source: RefSeq, a predicted model, not a curated record
GACAAACAUAAGAGAAGAAAGAAAACGUUGAGAUAGAAGAAGAAAAUGAAAACAUUAUCAUCAUCACAUUCUUUCAAUUUCCUUCACCCUUCCAACUUCAACCCUUCUUCUUCAUCUUCUGCAUUUUCUCCUUCUUCUUCACUGUCAUUCAACAAACCUCAAAACAAGACUCCAACAACUAAAUCCGCACCCAGAACCUCCACCACCACCGUCACGCAAACCAGAAACCCAAACCCAAAACACAAAAUCAACAAGGUAUUCUUCUUAGACGUGCACUCUCUUUGCUACGAAGGAGGUAACCCUAGUUUGCAUUCUUUUGCUCAAUGGCUUUCACGUUUUCUGUCUCCUCAAGUCACUCGAACAUACCCUAUUAUAGCUGUUGUUGAGGGUAAUGGGGGAAGUGAAUAUCGGAGAAAGUUGCUUCCUUCUUAUAAAGCAGAUCGGGUAAAAUUCAUCAGAAAAAUUUCAACACCUGGUUUUAUUGGAAGGUUUCAUCCACUUAUCAGUGAUGUUCUUGGAAAAUGCAAUGUGCCUUUUGUGAAAGUUGAUGGCCAUGAAGCUGAUGAUGUUGUAGCUACACUUGCUGAACAAGUUCUCAAAAAAGGGUUUGAAGUAGCGAUUGCCUCCCGUGAUAAGGAUUUUAAGCAACUUAUUUCCGACAAAGUGCAAAUAGUUAUGCCUGUGCCAGAGUUACAAAGGUGGUGCUUCUACUCUAUGAAACAUUACAAAGAUCAGUAUAAUUGCGAUCCCCAAUCUGAUCUGAGCUUCAGAAGUAUUAUAGGCGAUGAAGCUGACGGUGUUCCUGGUAUCCAACAACUAGUCCCUAGUUUUGGUAGGAAAACUGCUCUAAAGCUUAUUCGAAAGCACGGUUCGUUGGAAGCUUUAUUAAACGCGGCUGCAGUAAGGACCGUGGGAAGACCAUAUGCACAAGACGCCCUUAAAAAGCAUGCUGAUUACCUACGGCGAAACUAUGAAGUUCUUGCCUUGAAAAGGGACGUAAAUGUUAAGCUUUAUGAUGAAUGGUUGGUUGAGAGAGACACACGCAACGAUACUAUUGUACUAUCCUCAUUGUUCAAAUACUUGGAAGAAAGUAAGGAGCGCUCAAACAAAUUACGAAUGAUGAGGAAUUAUUAGUUUACUGAGACACUUACAAUGGGUUCCAUGCAUGAAUGGUCAUUAUUUUUAUUGGUUUGUUUGUUGAUAAAUGUUAAUAACUUUACUUUCUGCAUUUCUUAAAUUUGUUAAGAGUAUGAAUUUUGAUUUUGUUUGCAUGCUCUAGGGAACUUGGUAACAUGUUUGGUCGCUAUAAAAACAAAGCUAGAUUUGUUGUCAAUGGUAUUCUGACAUUGUUGAGUAGC